Molecule: messenger RNA, 1171 nt
Organism: Austrofundulus limnaeus
Lineage: Eukaryota; Metazoa; Chordata; Actinopteri; Cyprinodontiformes; Rivulidae
Gene: cdca9
Product: cell division cycle associated 9
Exons: 10
Coding region: 106-870 (254 amino acids)
Biological process (GO): mitotic sister chromatid segregation
Cellular component (GO): chromosome passenger complex; chromosome, centromeric region; spindle midzone
Source: RefSeq, a predicted model, not a curated record
UCAUCCGUUCAUCUCKAGCUGCAGGUGUGCGUUUUGUCACCUGGCGUUUGAGGUUUUAAACAAGAAGCUUUUUGUUUGUAUGUCUGAAAGAAAAAGAGAGGUAAAAUGCCAAAGACGCGGCAGAAGCCCGCGAGGAAUAUUCAGGACAAAGGACAACAGCAGAGUCUUGAAAUGCGGCGGAGCAAUAUGRUUCUGUUCAUCCAACAGGUGGAGAAAGAAGCUCAAGUCCGUAUAAACGAGUUAGAGUCCAAACUGGAGACCAUGCUGGUCAAAGUGGACAAAGUCUUCAACGUGGAGAUGAUGAAGUUGCCUCCUCUUCUUCAGAACACGCUCAUGUGUGAUUUAACAAGCGAGGAUGAAGUCCCAGUCAGUGAGAUCUCCCUAGUUGUGAAGAGUGAGACCCGUCAGAUAGUUAAGCCCCUCAGGCGAGUUCCCAGCAAAAUAAGAGUAAAAUCAGUCGAUUCUCCGGUUGGAGUCCAGCGUCCCUCUUCCAAAACUCAGAAGGGAGGGAAAAGGACAAAAAAGACCCCAGCAUUAGCUGGUAGUGACAACGCUGGAAACCUUAUACCAUCGACGUCACUCAGAAGAGUUCAGAGCUGUUUGAAUCACAACCCCCCCGAGCAGAUGGCAGCAAACCAGACAAACCGUAAGCUCAGGUCUGUCAUGUCCGCCAGCGAUCUGCCCUGUUCCAUGACGGGAUCUGCUGCACACGUCACUGUGACCACCGCCCGGGGAGAGACGGUCAGUUUUUCCGAGGAGACGAAGGACGACAUUAACUUGGACUUGCUCGACGACGUUGCUUUGUGCCAAAUUCAGAAGCUUUCGAGACUGAUGGAUUAUCUGACACAACAGAGUCGCUGCCAGCGAUGAGACAAGAUCUCCAUAUUGAUCCUCCCGUUGGACAGAAUACAUAUUAGAUGCUUAAAUAUUAUGAACUUGUUAUAGUAAAAACUAGUGUUUUUAGAGUAGUAAAGCUUGCAGUAUAAUCACCAUUAAGUAUUCAGUUUUAACAUAAAAUGAAGUUUCUGAACAUGUGAUGUGUUUUGARUCGUACUUGCCUAUGUUAGUUUAUGUAAAAACGGAAGUCUUGAUUCAGAUUUAGUUAUGAAACAUGUUGGUCACAAAGUUUUUUAAUAAUUUCAUUGAUGGUUUCAAUAAACUUUAUAAAGAA